This is a messenger RNA of Vicia villosa (hairy vetch), 2110 nucleotides long. Its product is annotated as transcriptional adapter ADA2b-like. Gene Ontology annotation, biological process: regulation of transcription by RNA polymerase II; chromatin remodeling. The record is from RefSeq and is a predicted model, not a curated record. NCBI's taxonomy places the organism in Eukaryota, Viridiplantae, Streptophyta, Magnoliopsida, Fabales, Fabaceae. Gene Ontology annotation, cellular component: nucleus. Gene Ontology annotation, molecular function: transcription coactivator activity; chromatin binding; zinc ion binding. The coding region runs from base 249 to 1880 and encodes 543 amino acids. The transcript is spliced from 13 exons.
GUAGUUUGACCUAUUGCACAAACUCAAACUCCAACAACCUCGUUUGUCGCACCUUUUUUUUCUUCACCAAAAUUCAAAAAUUUUCAGAAUCACUAAUAAAAUUUUCAAAAAAAUUCAGAAUCUCCAAUUUCAAUUUCAUUAUCCAUUUAAUUUAUCAUCUAGGGUUUUAUUUAUUUUUCAUCAACAAAAAACAAAAACAAAAAUUAUUUACCCUUUUUCUUCAAUUGAGGGUUUUAGUUUGAAAUUCAAUGGGUCGUUCUCGUGGGAAUUUUCAUCAUGCUGAUGAAGAUCCCAGCCAAAGAUCAAGGAGAAAGAAGAAUGCUUCCAGUGGAGAUAAUUCGGAAUCCGGUGCUGCGGGUCAAGGAGCAAGUGAAGGAAAAAGGGCUUUGUAUCAUUGCAAUUACUGUAAUAAAGAUAUUACAGGAAAGAUUCGUAUUAAGUGUGCUGUGUGCCCAGAUUUUGAUUUAUGCAUAGAAUGCUUUUCUGUUGGAGCUGAAGUGACACCUCACAAAAGCAAUCACCCUUAUAGGGUUAUGGACAAUCUGUCUUUCCCUCUUAUUUGCCCUGACUGGAAUGCAGAUGACGAAAUCUUGCUUCUAGAGGGAAUUGAAAUGUAUGGUAUGGGAAACUGGGCAGAAGUCGCUGAGCAUGUUGGAACAAAGAACAAAGAAGCAUGCAUUGAACACUAUAAGAACGUGUACCUAAACUCUCCGUACUUCCCUCUUCCGGACAUGUCUCAUGUUGUUGGGAAAAACAAAAAAGAACUACUUGCCAUGGCGAAAGAGCAGGGUGACGACAAGAAAGGACUUCCGAUGGGGGAUCUUAGUAUUAAGGAAGAAUCAACCUUUUCUACAUCUAGAGUCAAACUGGAAGAUUCCCAUAAACCUGGUUCCACUAGCCGUCUGGCUUCCAAUUUGAAUCCAGAGUUAGAUUCUGGGCACUCAGUCAGCACACAGGCUUCAGCUACUGUUAACCAGAGGGCAUCUAACAAAGGCCGAGGAAAGGGUGGUCCUGGAAUCGUUAAAAUUGAAGAAUCUCCAGAUUUUGGAGGAAAUAAACCAAAUUCCUCAGGAAAUGGCGGCCCUUCUUUGGUUGAAGCCAGUGGUUAUAAUUCGAAAAGACAGGAAUUCGAUCCUGAAUAUGAUAAUGAUGCUGAACAACUGCUAGCUGAAAUGGAGUUUAAGGACACUGACACAGAGGACGAGCGGGAGAUCAAACUCCGCGUGUUGCGUAUCUAUUACAAAAGGCUCGAUGAAAGAAAGCGCAGGAAGGAAUUCAUACUUGAAAGAAAUUUGCUAUAUCCAAAUCCAAUUGAGAAGGAUUUUACACCUGAGGAAAAGGCAAUAUGUCGGACAUAUGACAAAUUCAUGCGCUUUCAUUCUAAGGAAGAGCACGAUGAAUUGCUUACAACUGUUAUCACUGAACACAGAACUCUUAAAAGAAUUCAAGAGCUUAAGGAAGCCCGGGCUGCUGGUUGCCGCACUACUGCCGAAGCAGAUAGAUAUCUGGCACAUAAGAGAAGAAAGGAAGCUGACGAAACUGCUCGUAGGGCAAGAGAAAAUGCUCACGGCAUCCCAAAUAAUCACGGGGUUCCAAAUGCAUUAAUGUCUCCAGACUCUGCUGGUACAAGACCUGUCAAUGAAAUGGAUCCAGCAGGAUUCUAUGGAGCAGAUUUACUUUCUGAACCUGAGAAACGUUUGUGCUGCGAACUAAAGUUGCCUCCGGCCGUGUAUCUAAAGAUGCAACAGCAUCUGUCCAUGCAAAUGAUUGCCGGCAACGUCACUUCGAAAUCCGAUGCUCAUCCAAUGUUCAAUAUGGAGGCCAUGAAAGUUGACAGGGUGUAUGAUAUGCUCAUUAAGAAGGGAAUUGGUUCACCCUGAGAACUUUUUUGUGAUGUAUUUUUCUGUUCAAGAAUUCCAUAAUAAUCAAAAUAAAAUUAAGCUGUAUGUCAAAUUAUCAUCAUUUCUUGAAAAUUUUAAAUGAUGUAUACGUGAUGUAUCAAGCUUUAGUAAUAAGAUAGAGUUAGAGUUUUAAGUUGUGUGUACCAGAAUUUCAUUUCAUAGGGAAAUUAAAGACUAUCUUUUUAUGAGGGAAAAAUGAUAUAUUGCUA